AUUAUUAAGUAUGUACAAUGUAUUAGUUUGAAAUUUAUUGACUUGUGCUUAAUAUGCCAUGUUGUAAUCUUUCCAGCAAAGACGUUACAUGGUUGUGUGUCCAGUAUCCCUGAAAAUGUUGUAAGAAAAGCUGUUGUUCAUUUCUCAUGGCUUGGGGAUAUUGUGUUGGUGAUGUUACCAGGGUAUUUUGUACAUCUUCUAAAUGUUGGUAUGGAGUUCGAACCUUGCAACCAUAUUUUCCUUCAUAGUAAAACAUUUGGAGACAGUUAUUCAAAGCAAACAAAAGAUGACCAUCCUGCAGACAAAGUGUCACAUGAUCAACCAGCAGACCAAUCAGCUUCCAGUAUUCCAGUUUCUUCUUUAGAAGCAGAUUCAUCACUUCCUGUAAUGAGCCUAAUGGCAGAAAAUCUUGUGUUCUCAUCAAAUUCCUCCUUGAUUACGCUUGGACAUGAAUCAUCAGGAAACUACAUUUUAGAAAGGACAUCUGGUGCUAUGUACAAGAUACAUUUGAACUUGGCUAGCUUGAUCCACAUGUUUACAAAUUGUUACAUGCCAAUGACAAGAUCUUCCAUCCUGCACUAUAUCAUACUCCGACAUAGGGAUUUUAUACUCUUAAAACAGUUAUUUAUGGUAUUGUGUAAUGAUAUACCUAGUCCUGAGGUGCCUCAUCUUAUGACAGAAUUUUUAAUUGCAAUGACUUAUUCUGGAAUGAGACGUCAAAUAGACCGAGAGGUGUUACGUCUGCUGCCAUUUACAAACACAGAACCAUUCCGUGGACAGAUUGAUAAGACUGCUGAAGGAGAUCGACUAGCCAGGGUGUCAUAUUCUGCCAUACACAGCGUCAACAUUGGAACCAAGUCUGCAAAGGAGCGUCAGCAGCGUCGAGGUAUCGUUGGAGAUGAUUGGCUGGAUAUGUUGCGGCGUCAUUUACGAUGGAUGCAGAUUAGUAAAUCAAGACGGUUCUCACUGGAUACAGUGAAGCAGACGUACACACAGAUGCAAGCAGAAGAGGAAAAGCGCCUUCAAACCAAAGAGGAAGGAAAUUUUCUGUCAGAGUUUAGAAUUCAUAAAGCUAAACCAAGAAAAGAAAGGCCAGAUAAUGUUAGUAACUAUGGUACCAAGACAGAAGGAAUUCUGGGUACACCGCCAUCGUUUCUACAAGGUUCGUCAGUCACUGAAGCCUCGGAAACUUGUAUGUCUCUG
This is a messenger RNA of Ruditapes philippinarum (Manila clam), 1203 nucleotides long. RefSeq lists its product as uncharacterized. NCBI's taxonomy places the organism in Eukaryota, Metazoa, Mollusca, Bivalvia, Venerida, Veneridae. Gene Ontology annotation, biological process: positive regulation of amyloid-beta formation. The record is from RefSeq and is a predicted model, not a curated record. Gene Ontology annotation, cellular component: trans-Golgi network.